Anguilla rostrata (American eel) is the source of this 2987-nucleotide messenger RNA. Its product is annotated as hippocalcin-like protein 1. NCBI's taxonomy places the organism in Eukaryota, Metazoa, Chordata, Actinopteri, Anguilliformes, Anguillidae. The transcript has 5 exons. The record is from RefSeq and is a predicted model, not a curated record. Bases 868 to 1449 code for a protein of 193 amino acids. Gene Ontology annotation, molecular function: calcium ion binding.
CUCAGCGAGUGAAGGGUGCUGAAGUCUGUAUCGACAUGGAAUUGAUAAGUCUUCGAAUGGACUUUCUCAUUUUCAAAUGAAAGCGGAGUUAGGUAGGUAAUCCAGCCUUUCAAUAAGAAUAAAGGACAUUUUGGUUCAAAUGUUGUUUUUGUCUCGUACCUUUCAAUUGCAGUAAUCAAACUAGUGCGCCACUCCUCAGUUGAAAAACAAAUAGCUUAGCGAGCUGGCUAGCUUCAAGCUUGGCAAUGAGAAAGGGUACAUUUUCCUAUUACAUUUAGCUAACUGUUGCGCUUCCACGUUCAGCCAGCCACGUUACACACCAGAUUGGGCAUCCACUUUUCCAUGGUCAUUUUUCCUCUGUGUUUCGGAAGAGAUGCAAGACAUUGAGGUAGCCUACGUGUCGAAAUAGUAAACUAAGAAAGAAAGUAGAAUAUCAAAGAACGGACGCGAUCGCUUCGCUGGAGAAACACUCAUCCAAAACGUCUACGGAGGAAGUAGCUACGGACUAGCAGAAAUUGUGUGACAUCACAGGAGGAGCCAGCUGUGUCUGACUGACAGGUGUCACGUCACCGUACGGGCCAGCUGUCUGCGAGGGACCUGCCUGCAGAGAGACCCCAGGUGCAUUCUGGGAGACACGGCCUUUUCACACCCAGGACUGAAGGGCCUGUAGCAAGAAGAGGCAGGAAGAAAAGAAAGACGAGAGACGAAGACCCAGAAAAGGGAGAGGGAAAGAGUAGGGUAGCGGUGGAGGAGCGAGAGAACGCAGCGACGGGCGAAGGGUAGAGUAGCUGAAGAGGAGAAGAGGAAGAAGAAGAGGGAGGAGGAGGAGGAGGAGGAGGAGGCACGGGAGCCGGGAAGCGGUGCGUCAUGGGUAAGCAGAACAGCAAGCUGCGGCCGGAGGUGCUGAACGACCUGCGGGAGAACACGGAGUUCACGGACCACGAGCUGCAGGAGUGGUACAAGGGCUUCCUGAAGGACUGCCCCACGGGCCACCUGACGGUGGACGAGUUCAAGAAGAUCUACGCCAACUUCUUCCCCUACGGCGACGCCUCCAAGUUCGCCGAGCACGUCUUCCGCACGUUCGACACCAACGGCGACGGCACCAUCGACUUCCGGGAGUUCAUCAUCGCGCUGAGCGUCACGUCGCGCGGCAAGCUGGAGCAGAAGCUCAAGUGGGCCUUCAGCAUGUACGACCUGGACGGCAACGGCUACAUCAGCCGCGGCGAGAUGCUGGAGAUCGUGCAGGCGAUCUAUAAGAUGGUUUCCUCCGUGAUGAAGAUGCCAGAAGACGAGUCCACGCCGGAGAAGCGGACGGACAAGAUCUUCAGGCAGAUGGACACUAAUAACGAUGGCAAACUCUCCCUGGAAGAGUUCAUCAAAGGUGCCAAGAGCGACCCCUCCAUCGUCCGGCUACUGCAGUGCGACCCCAGCAGUGCCAGCCAGUUCUGAGAAACUGAAAACCGACAGACGUGACACACUGACUCGCCCCGCCUCUUCCCCCUGACUCCGCCCACUGCCCCGCCCACCACACCCUUAUCUGGGCCAGUCCUCAAUGUUCUAACCACUGCCUACCCUGUUAUUCCAGUGCUCUCUCUUUGGGCAGAUUAUUAUUAUUAUUAUUAUUAUUAUUGUUAUUAUUAUUAUUAUUGUUAUUAUUAUUAUUAUUUUACAUGUUUUAUUUGUCUUCAUUCUGGAGGCAGAAGUUCCUGUUUGUUUCAUGGAGGCAGUUUUGGUUUUUAAACAAGUAUUUUCCUUUUGUUUUAUUUUGCUAAAAAAAUUUUACUUUUUUUUUUUCUUUACGGAUUGAUUUCUGUUCAUUCGGAGAACUAAAUUAUGUCGGCUUUCAAAAAAUUUUAACAUUGAAUGUGUUCCGUGCGCACGAGCUGCUCCACGAUCGACUGUUUCGUGUUUUGUAUUCGAGCGCGCGCCUGCGCCUUCGCUUCGCUCCGUGGCAACGCAAUCCAGUCACAAACCCUCGCCGACAACCUUCGCCGAAGAGGAAAAUCCGUGGCUGUCAAAUAGCGGCUGAAUGUAGUUUGGAACCUAUACAAAAAAAACAAAAAAAAAAAAGCAUCGUUCUGUUUUUGCUUCUUUUUACGGGACUUGGCUUACAACCGCGCUGACGUCCGUGCUGUUCUUUCUUCCUUUUAGGCGAUUUCUUUUUUCUCUUCGUUGAAGUUUUUUUUUUUUUUGCCAUCUUACUAUAGUGAAAUAUAGACGAAACGUUUAUUGUUGCCGUUAUAUCGAAUGCAAGUCUUAGUUGUGGAAAAAAGAAAAGAAAAAAGUGCAAUGGAAGAAAAAAAAAAGAGAUGAGAAAAACACCCCAAAAAAAAAAAAGAAAAAAGAUAUUUAUGUUGGCGUGUGGAAUAUCUCUCGUGACCCGAUCGUGCUGUCCGGUCCGCUGCCCUUCCUCGCGAUGUGACUCCGCGCCCGCGAGCGUGUUGCAUGGUCGUCAGUGUAUGAAGUGCUUUUUCCCCCCGAACGUCGCUAUUCUCACUGAAGUAUUUGAUGUAAAACGAGCUCGUGCGAACCUCCGUGAUGGGGAUGGGGGUCUCUCUCUUUCUUCCUGCUCGGCCCUCUCCCUUUCUCUCUUUCUCUCCCUCUCUCGUCGUUCCUGUCAUUGUUGCGGUUCUAAUGGCUGCGAUUUCGUCGUUUUUUUGCCUUUGAUAACGAUGCUGAUAUCCGAGGCUUUUAAAAAAAAAAAAAAAAAAGAUUGUUACUGAUAUUAGCCGGCUGUCAUCGUCGUUGAAGAGGAGGCGCGUGGAACGUGAAACCGCCGAUAAUUGGAAGACGAGGCCGUGCUUUUCCCUCUCAUCCUCACGCGCACCCCCCCCCAGCCCCCCCCCCCAUGUGUUCACAGUGAGAAUCUUUCUACAUUCCAGUGUUACUUGAUAUUAUUAUGAUUAUUAUUAUUAUUAUUAUUAUUAUUUUCAUGAGCCUGCUGCCAAGAAGUGUAAGUGGGGAGAAAAAUAAAUAAAUAAAGUGUA